This is a messenger RNA of Nicotiana attenuata, 558 nucleotides long. RefSeq lists its product as uncharacterized. Bases 1 to 558 code for a protein of 185 amino acids. Lineage: Eukaryota; Viridiplantae; Streptophyta; Magnoliopsida; Solanales; Solanaceae. The transcript has 3 exons. The record is from RefSeq and is a predicted model, not a curated record.
AUGUCCCAAGAGAGGUUCUAUGGAGAUGACCGGAGGGUUAACGAUCGGCUGGAGUUGUGGAGGCAGACCUUGGAGUCUAAAGGUUUCGAGUUGAAUAGGACAAAAACUAAAUACUUGGAGUGCAAGUUCAAUGUGGGGACGCAGGAAAGAGAAGUGGAGGUGAAGCUUGAUACACAAAUCAUCCCCAAGAGAGAUAAUUUCAAAUAUCUCGGGUCUAUUAUUCAGGAGAACGGGGAGAUUGAGCAGAAUGUUACUCAUCGUGUUAGAGCGGGGUGGAUGAAGUGGAGGCUUACGUAUGGUAUUUUGUGCGAUAGGAAUGUGCCUCCAAGACUUAAGGACAAGUUCUACAAAGUGGUAGUGAGGCCGAUUAUGUUGCAUGGAGUCGAGAAAGACCGGAUUAGGAAUGAAGUUAUUAGGAACAAGGUGGGUGUGGCUCCUGUGGAAGACAAGUUCCGAGAAUCGAGGCUGAGAUGGUUUGGGCAUGUGAAGAGGAGAGACACCGAUGCCCUGGUGAGGAGAUGCGAGAGGUUGACCAUAGCAUGGGUAGAGGAGAGGUAG